UGCCGAGGUAGUUCUGUCAAACAGGUUGCUACCAGGAAUAUCAAAACAAAAGCCAGGCAUGGGGGCAGGCAAGCAACAGAGACGGGGGACAGUGUCCCCACCUACAGGCAGAUUGCGUCCAGCAGAGAAGGUUGUUGGCCCAAGCUGAGCAAAAGCAAGCCUGCUGGUUGAUCGUUUCAGUUUGCUGUGCUUGUGCCUUAGUUUGUAGCAGCUAAUGUAUUUUUUUCCAGUUGGACUGGUCCGGGCAGUUUGCGAAGUAAAAGCUUGGCUGUGUCUGACGCCGGCCAGUUAGCAAACCGAAAAGGUGAAACAGAGAGUCUCAGCAGGUGGACUAUGUUUAGAAGUCGGUGUUUGCUUUUUCUACCAGCGCAUAACAACACAACACCGGCAAGACAACAGGAAGGAAGUUGCAUUGUUUAAAAACAACAACAACAACAACAUCAUUCCGGCCAGGAUAAUCCCAUUGGAAAACAAAACAAGAUGAUGUUGCUGUCCCAUCUGCUGUGAUGACAUCACAGGCACGUUGCCAUAGAAACCAGGGCCCCCGCACACGUAGCUGACUCAGGCUGAUCCCCCAUGCCCCUCCCCCUCGGACUGGUUCAAUUGCUGGAUGCUCAGACCUCCGCACAGUAAAUGGCAACGUGGGUGGAGGUGAAGGGACCCCCCCUGGGCCUCUCAGAGUCUCGGGAGCGAGUGAGUGAGAGCCGUCUCUCCAGAGCCCAUGUCAGCCCGCUCACAGACUCCAGCAAUAAGGCUCCGGAGCUGGGCCCUGGGGCGCUCAUCCUGCCCGAGGAAGGCAGUAAGCCAGCGCAAACCUUCAGCUCCGGAGGCAGCAGCAACAACAUGCCCUCCCUGGGGCCCAAGCCCAGACUCACCCCCAAACCCUUCGCCCUAGAGAAAGCCCCCAUCAUGAGGCCCAUCGCUGCGCCCAAGCCGGCCCCCAAGCCUAGUGUUGUCCCUGGAAAGCUGGCUCUGACAUUGAACGGGCCGGCGAUGCCGUCGGAAAGCAGGACCGCUGAGCCCCCCAAACCUGCAGCACUGCCCAAAACCAGGACACUCCCAGAGACGGAAGACCUCCCCCGGGAUGGGUUCACACAGAUCGAGCCACUCAGAGUCACCUUGUACGAGACCUUCACUAUUAAGAGUGCCCAGACCACUGGGGCUGGACAGCAGGAGCGCCCCUCUGCAGAGACGAGGCUCAUGGAGGACCGCAGACCCGAGGGGUCCCCCAGGCCUGCUGAGCGGACAGCCCAGCCUGAGAGGCGCCCUGCCACCUUCCUAGGCAGCUCUCUCUCCAGUGCCAAAUCGAUGGACUUCCUGGGCAAGGCGGCGGUGGAUCAGGACAGUGAGGCCGGCAAGGCAGUGGGGAGCGAAGUGCCUGAAAGCCAGGCAUCUGAACCCAGGGUGCGAAUAAGAAGCAAGGUCAGGCCUGUGUCGGCCGUGUUCCCCAGUCCGGGCAUCGAUCACAGCCGUGCUGAUCAGGGCUCGGAGCCCCCCUCCCAGGCUGAGAAGCCCUGGCUGUGCUCCCCGAGGCCCCUCUCCAUGGACCUGACUGCCAGGUUCGAGGCCAUCGGGCUGUCGCGGAGCCGGAAGAGUGGCAGGGACCUAGCGCCCCCCGAGGAGAGCAAAGAGAACAUGCCGGCGGCUCCUGGGAAGCAUUCGGACACGGGUUCAAGAGGCGAGAAGGUACCUGAGCGAAGAGGCUUCCAAAAGAAGGAACCAACAGGCGCUCCUGGGAAGAAAGCUGAGAAAGUGGAGGAGCCAAGAUCGGAGCCGGACGAAGGGUGGAGCACAGAGAUGGCAACAUGGGAGGGCGAGAGGGAAACGGGAGGCCAGGAGGUCACGGUGAACCGAGGUGCUUCAGGGAAAGAGGCGGAAAAAAGCGUUCCAGAGGAGAAGCCUCCCGCUCCCAUCCCUGCUGCCACUCCCUCUCCUCCUCUUGCUCUUGCAAAUUCUCAGCUGACUAAACGCGAGGAGGAAAACAGGGCACCCCCUUCUAGUGGGAAUAUUAAGCGCCGCAUCAGCCUGCUGCUGGAAUCCAGCUCGGUGGGCGUGUCUAGUUCACCGGGGGCAGAGUCAUCUCCCCCGGCCACACCCCCAAGUGUCACUGAGGUCAUCAACGUGGGGAUCAGGCAGCGAAUCAAGGAGCUGAAAGUGGACAUGUCCGAGGCCAAACCUGAGCCACAGAGGAGGUCCUACCAGCCCCGCCCACGCUCCUCAGACCUCACCAAGCGCUUUUCCACAGAGGCAAUGAGCUGGGAGACUCUGUCUUCCAGUCCCGCCACGGAGAAGACUGCGACAGAGAUGGAGGGAAUGAGGAAGGGGCCUGAGAGAGAGAACCAGGACCAGUACAGAAAGACCAAGGACCCGUCUCCUAGCCGGAGCGAGCAGAUAGAUUCCAAAUUCCCGGAAUUCUCCCGGAAAAGCAUGAAGUCCACACGUCUGGUUCCUGAAAAUUGUCCGUCUCCGAAGCCUGAGGUGGUGAAUCAUGUGGCUCGGAAGAGCAGCAUCCUGGGAGAGAAGCUGCCCCAGGGAUCCGAGUGCGAGAGCCUUCCACAGGCCUCCGAACAGCAGCAACCAGCGGGCAAGAAGCCAGACAGCAAAGCCAGGGACGACUCCUAUUUCUCCUUCCAGACAGUAAGGGCCUCCCUGUUUGAAAACUACGUGGUAAAGCAAAAAGUGAUGGAAGCCCACAUCUACUCGGAUAAUUUGAAUCCGAAACAGGAGAACAUUGGAGGGAGGAGCGGGGUGCCUGAGCUGGACCAGGGCCAGUCCCCUGACUCUGUCCGCUGGGAGAGGGAGAGAUCUGGAACCUGCAUCUCCUCUUCUUCUUCAGAGUCCUUCCGCAGAAGUCUUCCCAACAGAGACAAAGACCGCAAGAGCUCUCCGUCGACGGCUGCCUUGCGAGGUGAGCCCUCUCCCCUCGUCACCAAGGAGGUUUUGCCCAAAUGCGUUGCAGAGUCUGUAAGGGUCAAUCAUGUCUUCGACACCAUUCAAGUGGUCAGCGAGAAGGCGGUCAGCGAGAGCAUGCCGGACGCACUAGAGGACAAAGCCAUGACCCUUCGAUCCCGGAGGCCGGCCGCGAAGGACACCCGGGACAGUGAAAGUCCUUCAGUUCAGAACCAGGGGGUCAAGCAGCAGCCAGUCCCUGUGAGCGCUCCCAAAUGGGAGCCGGUGCUAGAGAUAUCCGACAAAAGGGAGCGCUAUAGGAAGCUGCCUGCUGAGGAUAAACAGUCUCAGGGUGCCAGCAGGUUGGACAAGAGCAGGAUACGAACUGAGGACAGCUUGACCGGCCAGCAAGCUGUACUGGAAAGGGUCAAAGUUCCUAGAGAGGAAAUAGUUUGGGGUGUGGCCGAUGACGGGUCACUGGGAAGCAGAGGGACCAGGACGAAGCCUGACAAGGGUCCAGCUCAAACCAAACAACCUUCCGGGGGAGCCAAGUACCUGAGGGUGGGGUCGCUGUGCAAGUGGAGGGCCGAAGCCCUGAAGGAGAAGGACGAGUAUUUUAAGAAAGAAGCGCCGCCCGCUCAGAGGGACAGUUCUCCGGACGCCUACAACUGGAGCUCAUCGGAGAAGAAGCCCUUCCGGUCGGAGACAGAAUCAGCCGAGUGUCCCUCCACAACGGAAACUCAUUCGCUCUCUAAGGGAGAGGCCAGAACAUUUAAGCAGGGGCAGAGCCCGGGUCUGGUCCUCUCCACCCAGGGGAAGACUGCGGUCAGUGAGUUUGAAGAGUUUAGAGUGCCUCCUGGAGACUGCAGUUGGGCGGCAGCCUCCGCUGGCAAACGGGGGACUAGCAUGAGGACCAGGGAAGACAGGCCGGCAAACAGUGGAGCCGAGGACGUCGUGGCACCAAAGAGCUUGAAGACAGCAGACCAAGAUGUUGGGUUAAAGCAGCGUGGCAAUACCAGGCUGCGAGACACUCCUCCCAAGGAGAAGAGAAAGGACUCUGAGCCCAGGGCCACUUAUUUUGCACUGACUGGUCAGAUACCAGACUAUCCGCUCGAAAGCCUGGGAUCCAAAACCACACAGCAGCCCUCCGAGGGCACGGGGAUAGAAGUAGCCUUUGAUGAUUUCUCAGUGAAGUCUUACAGAAGGUGGGGGUCUCAGGGGCAGGUCUUGAACUUGAAGAGGAACCCAUCUUUAGAAGCUGCCUAUGGGAAGUUGAAAGAGAAGGACCUGGGGAUUGAAGAUGCUCCCAAGAGUUACGAACGGAUGGCAGCGGGUGGCAGGAGCGAUGAAGCUGGGGAGGAGACCGGCAGUAAAUCUCAAAUGAGACGAAAGGUCCUGAAUCAGGAUGCAGUGCUGUACGAGAGGAGGAGGGACAUCCCUGAAUCGGAGAAGCCUGCCAACCCCGACCUGCAGAGCAACCAACCGCGUCGGGGCAGCCGCGAGAUGGAGGUUGAUGGUGUAACAAAGUGGAACGCUCCCAUCUCCAGAGCUGAGGAAGGCUACAGGAUGGGAGUCCUGGAUACUGAUGCCCUAACUGCGGAAUACAAAGGCAUGUCCUCGAAGGUGACUGACCCCUGGCAGAGGAGGUUUGAAGAGGAUUACUAUCCCCUUGCAAGGACUUCCGGGGGUUCAUCACAGCCUUCCACAGACCUGGACAGCCCCACUGGGGCCAGGACCUACGCAGGUUACCAGCCUAGCGACCUGCCCAAGCCAGAACCUCAAAAACCAACAGUAGAUUCCUAUUCCAGGGAGGAAGGGAGGGCUAAACCUGACUCCCUACACAUUGAAACCGCAAGGCAUUCUCCCCUAGAGAGAAACUCCUCCCGGGAGGAUGUUCCUGCUACAAGCAGGAGUUCGGAGGAGGACUGGAGACAGGGCUACAGGAGGAACACCCCCAAACCUUCCGGGGUGCAGCAUUUGGAGACUGUCAGGGAUUCGGAUCGCAGCACUGGCAGGGGAAAGAGGGUUGGAUAUGCGGUGGAUGAAGCCCUGGAUAGCCGACUCAAACAGAGGGUCAAGGAGCCCUCUGCCAAGCCAGUUCCUAGCCAAUCGGCCAGGCUGGAGAAGGACUGGUACAUUCCCAGAGCGUCUGUGAGAGACGAGCUGCACGGCCAGGAGUCCAGGUCCCGUCUACCCAAAGAGACAGCAGUGCCUGCCGGGGCCCCUUACGAGGCAGAUGCUAGGAGACAGUCCAGGAAGAAGGAGGAGGAGUUAGAGCCCCACUAUCCUGAGCCCAGGAAACAGGGGUACCUGCCAGCCCAGGACAGCCCUGUCGCCCCAGCGGAGCCCAGCAGGGGAAGGCAGAGCUUCCCUCAGGAGAGCGGACUGAAAAGGAGCAAGAGCAUGCACCGUCCGCGAGCCCUCACGUGGGGAGAGAAGAAGGACUCCUCUCGGGAGCACUCGAAGAGUUCCCCAUGGAAGAGUUUCGGAGCGGAGGACACCCUCGAUGGCGUCUCUCUGAUCCGAAUGAGGGCCCACAGCAUGAACCGUGAGAGGACCAGCGAGCGGGGCGCGGACCAGCUGAAGCAAUGUGUCACCAAGCCAAGGUCUGACUCCAAGGACACAGACACACUGGUCCAGGAGGCUGACAGCCAGUAUGGCACGUGGGACACGGGACUCCGCACUGCUGACAGCCUCACGCCUGCCACCCCGACAGAGAGCAGCAGUCCCAGUCUGCGGAGACAAACCCCCGACCGGGACUCUGCGCUCUCCCUCUCCUCCAGCACGCAGGGCGAGUUUUCCGAGCCAGUCUUCCCUGACCAGCCCACGUCGUUCCUGGACUCGAGCGCUCUGAAGACCCGGGUUCAACUGAGCAAGAAGAGGAUCAAGCGCACCCUGCCCUCGCGCUCUGUGCGCCUCAGUGGAGUGCCAGCAGGGGGCGACAGGCUCUCAGUCCUGCUGGAGAACACAAGGGCAGAUGACUGGAUGUUUAAGGACUCCACAGAGGAGAAGGCAGUGCAGCAGGCUGAGGAGGAGGAGGAGGAGGAGGAGAGACCCAGGCGGAGUGAUCGAUCCCCAGCCUGGCAGCCACAGAGAGUCCCCCUCUUCCCUGGGAUGGACCCCUCUGCUCUCAAGGCGCAGCUGCGGAAGAGAACAGACUCGGACAGUCCAGCAGAGGGGUCCCCUUCCUCCCAGCUCCCCAAAUCCCCCUUCUCGCAGGGGACUGCUGGCUGCAGAGUGCUGCCACCUGCUGGGGGUAAAGAGAAUGGCUCUGAGGAGAUGUCUCCACAGUGGAUGAAGGAGCUGAAAUCCAAGAAGCGUCUGAGCCAAUACGAGAGCAACCCCUAGGAGGGCUCAGGAGGAGCUGCCUGAGCUCUGCCUCCACCCACCUUCUACCAGCUGCCUUCAGGCGCCUCUUUCCCCAGCGCAAGGCAGCCUUUGUGAUGCCACUGCCGUCUUUGUUCAGGACGUGGCUCGGUAGAUUGACCCUCGUCUGCGGAGCUGCUUGGUUUGUUUCAGGAUUGUAAAGGUGCUUGAACCGUCACACUGUCCUUGCUGAAGGGCCAAACCUUUCAUUUAACCUCCCCCCACCCCUUCUGACAAAGAGUGCUCCUCCCCCUGCCCCACCCUUCUGUCUUCUCUAACAGCCCAGAGGGUUAUUUCUAAAAUAAGAGUGUGUUCAAGUACAAAGGUUGCACCUUUCAAGACAGAUACACCUAGUUAUUAGAGAAGUUUUAAACCUGCACUUAUAUCUGAAAAAAACAGAGGUGAACUAGAUUGUGUUGUUCAGUCUCUAUACUUCCCUCAGGGGUCUGUGAUGUGACAGCAGAACAGCCCUGCCAAGUCUCUAGACAUUAGUAAAUUAGUUUAAAGAAUGCUGUCACUCCAGCACUGGCCCAACCCUAUAAAUUCACACAGUGUCUUUUCUUGCACCCCCGUUUA
Messenger RNA from Polyodon spathula (Mississippi paddlefish), 6831 nucleotides. RefSeq lists its product as uncharacterized. NCBI's taxonomy places the organism in Eukaryota, Metazoa, Chordata, Actinopteri, Acipenseriformes, Polyodontidae. The coding region runs from base 634 to 6237 and encodes 1867 amino acids. The transcript has 13 exons. The record is from RefSeq and is a predicted model, not a curated record.